Fonsecaea multimorphosa CBS 102226 is the source of this 456-nucleotide messenger RNA. RefSeq lists its product as uncharacterized. The transcript has 2 exons. Gene Ontology annotation, cellular component: mitochondrial outer membrane. Bases 1 to 456 code for a protein of 151 amino acids. Gene Ontology annotation, biological process: intracellular protein transport. The record is from RefSeq and is a predicted model, not a curated record. NCBI's taxonomy places the organism in Eukaryota, Fungi, Ascomycota, Eurotiomycetes, Chaetothyriales, Herpotrichiellaceae.
AUGGUCAAGCUUGAAGAACUCGAAGAUGAGCACUUCAUCAACAAGCCAGAUACUACCAAAGACGGCGCUCUGCUAGUUGAUGACGAUGAAGACUACACUGACACCGACUCCGAGAUCUCCGAAGACGACGCCAUCGAGGCUCCCCUAGACGAGACACUUCUCGACCGUCUCGCCGCUCUCCGCGACAUCGUGCCCCCCAAAACCCGCGCCAGACUCGCCUCUGCCACGCAGUCCGUCUAUUCCGCGGCCAACGCCUCAAUCACCUACGGCGGAAAGAGCCUGUGGGUCAUCGCGACCAGUAUCCUGUUAUUGGGCAUCCCUUAUGCGCUCGCGCUGGGCGAGGAACAGCAGUACAUGGAGGAGGAGAGGCAGCGGACGAUGAUGGAACAGGGACAGCAGGGCAUCAUUCAGCAAGGCCAGCCUGGUGGGCAAGGGGACGCGAAGCCGGCGUUGUAA